Molecule: messenger RNA, 1830 nt
Organism: Colletotrichum phormii
Lineage: Eukaryota; Fungi; Ascomycota; Sordariomycetes; Glomerellales; Glomerellaceae
Exons: 5
Coding region: 1-1830 (609 amino acids)
Molecular function (GO): CoA-ligase activity
Source: RefSeq, a predicted model, not a curated record
AUGUCUUUCAAACCUCCAGCUUUCGUCCCCCCCCUGCCCUACGACCCACCAGACACGGUCGCCGUCCAUGAAUUUCUCUUCGGGGACGAGGAUGACUACGGACGCCGCCCAAAAGCCGAAUCGAAGCCCCCGUUCACCUGCGGUGUGACGGGCAAAGCGUACUCUGCGUUCGAGGUCAAGGAGCGAAUCGAGCUGCUUGCGCGAGCUCUUGCCUCGGAUCUGGGCUGGCGGGUGAAUGAGGGAAGCGAAAUGGAAAAAGUGAUUGGAAUCUACAGUCUCAAUACCAUCGAUACUUUGACCGUCUCGUGGGCAACUCAUCGCCUCUCUGGCGUGUCCUGCCCCAUCAGUUCGGCCUAUUCAGAACUCGAGCUCACAAACCUCUUGACAUCUGUGAACUGUAAAGCUCUGUUUACCUGCAAGCCUCUCCUUGACCAGGCUCUCAGUGCCGCGGCGGCAGUGGGUAUUCCCAGUCGUCAUGUGUAUCUGCUCGACUUGCCUUCUCAGUCCGCAAAUGACUCUCAAUUGCCUUUCAGCGCAAAAUCAGUCGAUCGGCUGAUUAAAGAGGCACGGAGCAUGACGUCGCUUCCAAGAUUGCAAUGGAGCAAGGGUCAAGGCGCUCGCCAGACAGCCUUCAUGUGUACAUCCAGCGGCACAUCUGGGUUACCGAAAUGCGUUAAAAUGUCUCACAAGAAUGUGAUUGCAAACAUUCUCCAAGUCUCGACUUUUGACAGUAUCAGCAAUCAUACCGAGGCGGAAAUGGGCCUCGGGGUUCUCCCCCUGAGCCAUGGCUAUGCUUUGAACAUGAUAUCCCUCAACAGUGUCUACCGAGGCGACAGCAUUGUCAUUCUACAGGCCUUUGACCUCUUCCAAACUCUGGAAGUGGUAGAAAAGUAUUCCUUGCGGCGUUUAUGGCUGAUUCCCUCGAUGAUCACAGCAAUCACCAAAGCCAUUUCCUUGGUCAAAAGAUACGACCUCAGCAGUGUGAGGACAGUCGUGACUGCGGCUUCUCCAUUGGACCAGGAAACCUCAGUACUCUUUAGUGGGCUGUUUCCCAACUGCAAGCUGAUUCAAGCUUAUGGCCUCACCGAGGCGUCAGUCAUUCUCACCAUGGUGGACCAGAACGACAUCAUGCAUGGUUCCAGCGGAAGCCUGCUUCCUGCUGUCCAGGCGCGGCUUAUUGACAGCAACGGCCAAGAUAUCAAUGAACACGAUCGCGCAGGCGAGCUAUGGGUUCGAUCGUCUGGGGUAAUGCUCGGUUACCACAACAAUGAGGCAGCGACUCGAGAGAUGAUCACUGAAGACGGUUGGUUGCGCACCGGUGACUUGGUGGAGUUCAGGCAAAGUCCCAAGGGAAACGACCAAAUCUUCAUUGUCGACCGCAUCAAAGAGCUUAUUAAAGUCAGGGGCAUGCAAGUUGCACCAGCCGAGCUGGAGAGCUUUCUUCUGCUGCACCCUGCCAUCAUCGAUGUCGCGGUUGUCCCAGUGCCCAGUGAGUCCGCCGGUGAGUUGCCGAUGGCUUACGUGGUGAAGUCACCGCUGGCGAAGGAUCGUGACGAGUUGGCACUCCAGGAGGAGUUAUACAAUCACGUGAAAAAGUCACUGUCCCAGUACAAACACCUCGAUGGUGGUAUCGAGUUCAUAGACUCGAUUCCAAAGACGAUCAGCGGCAAAACGAGGAGAGCUAUUCUUAAGGAGAGGGCCAAGGCGCUUGUUAGGGAUAGAAAGAUACUGGCCCAGAUUGCGACCGAAUGGCAGGAAAAGGCAGAAUACGAUGAAUCCGCGAUAAUUCAAGUCAUUGAGUUUGACUCGGAGGAGGAUGAGGAUUACUGA